Dreissena polymorpha is the source of this 2080-nucleotide messenger RNA. RefSeq names its product transcription factor IIIA-like. The record is from RefSeq and is a predicted model, not a curated record. The transcript is spliced from 4 exons. Gene Ontology annotation, cellular component: nucleus. Lineage: Eukaryota; Metazoa; Mollusca; Bivalvia; Myida; Dreissenidae. The coding region runs from base 44 to 1591 and encodes 515 amino acids.
UACACCGCUUAUUUGUUCGCAGCAUAUUCAGUGUUAUGAGGAAAUGGCUUCCCAUGAACACCAAGAAUACAGCACAUAUAGUGAGACAGGAAAUCAGCAGAGUGCUUUUUAUAGCAGAAUAAAGCUUAAUAAUGAUGAUGAAAUACGCUUGAGUGAUCAUCAAGCUCAGGAACUUGUUGGAAAGGCUGAAAUUCACUCGCAAAAUUUACAAAGUCAGCAGCUUUCAGAUCAGCAAAACUUGGCAUCACCUUCGCAAGUAUCCUCAACAACUUCUACCAAUCUUUCAAUGGUUGCACGAUCUGAUGACAUGAACUCCAGUGGGGAUGAUCUGGAUUUGUCUGGUGACACUUCUAAGCGACACUCUGAUAGGCAACAUAUCUGCAUGACCUGUUUCAAAGCUUUCCGAAAUAAACCUCAGUUGAGUCAACAUGAACUUGUGCAUAACAAUAUGCGUAAGCAUGUGUGCAGCUAUUGUGAUAAGUCCUUCAAACAGAUCUGUCAUCUGAAUCAGCAUAUGCGUGUUCAUACAGGGGAGCGCCCAUACAAAUGUGACGUGGAGGGUUGUGGGAGAUCAUUUGCCCAGUUAUCAAAUCUGAACCACCACAAGAAGAACCAUGAGGAACAUGUGAAGCGCGAUAUCGCCCGUCAGUUUAGAUGUGAGGUGUGCGACCGUAGUUACGCAACUAAACAGAGUCUCAAUACACAUAUACAGAAGCUCCAUACAAAUUUGAAAUCCCCUGAGGGCUCUAUCACCAGUCCGAUAGUUUCACCAUCACCUGUUAAAAAGCGCAAAAGUGUCUCAAAAGACCUGCAGGCUUCCGAAAUCCAGACUAACCUCCCAGAGAUUGAAGAUGCCUUCAUGUUGGAAUGCGAAAGCAUAAGUGACCAUGACCCAGACGAUGACCUUCCCACACAGGUCAAGGUCAAGCCACGGUUCAUGGCAACAAAGUCCAACUUGAUGGUGAGAAUCGGAACGCCUUCAGGGGAGAGGGAUCGAAACCAAGGACCCCGCACAACUCUGCCACUACCGUUCUCCCUCAACCAAGGAUCUCCCGUCUCUACGGGUCAAAAAGGUCAAGAUAGUUUUGUUCCAUCUAUGUCGGGUGUUCAAAUGUCUUUUUCGCAGCUUGCUUACUCACAGUCUAACGUCAUAAUGAGCCCAAGUGAGCAAAGGGCAUUGCGCAUGGCAUCGGAGGCUGAAAGAAAGGUAAUCCAGUCUAGGCUUCAUGGUAAGGAAUCAGACGGAGCGUACUUACAGUCGGAUCAGAGAUUGCUUGCAAGGCACGGAGAGGGCAUUGAUGAAAGAAUGCAAAAGUUUUCUGAUGAGGGUUUUCUGCAUUCCUCGGAACAUCCAACUCAUAAUCUUUAUGACAAACUGCAUAACCUUCAUGAGAGUAGGUCCAUAGAAAACUCACAGUUGCCUGUGUCAGCUCAUAUGGCCCCUAAUGAGGUCCCUUCACGGGUCACUCAUCACUAUCCUAAAAUGUCCAAUCAGGACCACGAACAAAGGGUUUCUGACUCGCCCCAUUCUUUCAGUCAUUCUUUCAGUACUAACGAUAGGCAGGGUGAAUAUCAGUUAAAUCAAUACUAACAUCCAUGUAUUUAUGCGAAAUGCUUUUGCAUGUAGCAUCAUAAUGUGCUUUUAGUCCUUUAAAAAGUGCUAUUUUCUUAUGAUUUACGUAUAUAUAUGUAUACCCUUUUUGUUGUGUUGUGAACUAUAUUUCAUUUUAUGAUAGCAGAUAUGCAGCAUUUCUGGAUAAAAAUAGCAAGCUUUUCUACCUGUCACUGAAUUGAUGUUGUUGUCUUCGUUAUAAUUAUAAACUUUUUUGGGAGGAAAGGUAAGAUAUUCUAACCCAUGAGAACAGUACAAAAAGGCCUGAUCAGCAUAAGGUUUUUACUUUCAUGUUUAUAGAUUCUAUCAUGGGAAACAUUGAAUUUAUAGAAUUUCAGUUUAAACAAAUUCAAUGAAACCUGUAUAUCUGAAGGCCACCCUUAUUAGUUAAUAUGUUGACUAAAUGCAUGUAGAUAUAUAGCCCUUAGUGCAUGGAGAGUAUAUAUCUAUAAAUAUAUAUGUUUUAUG